CCACAUCCAGACAAAAAAGAUUGCUCCAGCCUCCAGGUUCCUUUUUCUCAUUUAAAUUUGCCUGCUUUUCCACGGCAUAUACCCAAAAACUUUCCAUUUGAAAUUCAAAUUCGAACGGUACACAAUAGAAAUGCUAUCAUUAGCAUAGAACAAGGCCACAGAGCUCGAACUUUGGAAGAUUUUUUGAGUUGCCAAAAGACAACAGGCCAUGGGGGAACCAACUUGUCUCAUGCAACAACAGCCCUUCUCUUAUGUUGCUGGCAUUCCUAAUGAGUCCAAUGAGGGAAAUCCUCUUCAUGUUCUUGGGCAGUCCGUCUCUUUUGGAAGGUUUAUGUCAGAAUCCUUAGCUUGGGAAAAAUGGUCAAGCUUUUCUAAUAACAGAUACGUUGAAGAAGCUGAAAGAUUCUCGCGUCCUGGCUCUGUUGCACAAAAGAAAGCAUUCUUUGAAGCACAUUAUAAGAAUCUUGCUGCAAGAAAGGCUGCAGCUUUGCUUGAACAAGCAAAUUCUGCGGCGGAAAAAAAUGAAACUGAAGUUCAAGAUGAUAAUGCAGUUCAAGUCCAAGAUUCAGGAGAGGUGAAUACAAACUCCCAAUUAGGUCUUGAUUAUAAACAAGUAGACGUCAAGGAGACUAUAAAUGCCGAGGCAAGUGUUCUUCCGAAUGACGAUGUACAUAACUUGCUCGUUGAAAUGCCUAUAUGUGAAAGCAGAAAGUUAGAAGAAGUUGAUACAUUGACAGAAAACCCAGCUGUUGGGAAAGACUCUGUAAACUUUGAAACUUUAACCCAGUUUGGUGUUGCUGAUAGUGAGGAAGAAGUGAAAGAAAGGGAGAUUACUGGAUCUAAAUUAAUGGAGAAACCUCUAUUAAAGGAUUUUAUUUCUACUCGGGAUGAUUUGACAUUAAUGGGCAAGAAGAAACUACAGAUUUGUGGUAAGGCAUCUAGGAUGCCAUCUACACCAGCUAAACCUGCAGCUUCAGUUCGUGCAAAAAAGGAAAACAAUUCUACUCCGAUCAGCAAAAAGUGUACAAUAGACGCCUUGGAUAAGAAGAAAUCUACUCCGAAAUCAACUCACAAGUCAAUGAAUUUCACUCCUGUUAGAGGAAUAAAUAAAAUAACUUCAUCAGUUAUUCGAAAAAUUGAUAAUUCUAUAAUGGGUUCUAAUUAUAAGGCAUCAAAAGAUUGCACAACUCCUCUAAAAACUCCAACAAUGGUACCUGUGCUAAGAGAACCUAAACAUACCCUAGCCACUCCUCAGUCAGAAGAUAGAAGGGCAAGGACACCCCUUCACCCCUUGGCAUCUGGAAGCAAAACUGUCCGCUCAAGAUGGCAUUUCCUGCCAACAGAUUGCUCAAAUUUUAUGAGCGCCCGCAAAAAUAAAUCUCAGUCCCCAAAUUUGUCCACUACACCUUUCAGCUUCAGGACUGAAGAAAGAGCUGCAAGAAGAAAGGAGAAGCUUGAAGAGAAAUUCAACGCUAACCAGGCACAAAAGGUUCAGUUGCAAGCAACACUCAAGAGUAUUUUUGAACAGGAGAAGGCAGAAACAGAAAUUAAAAAACUGCGUCAAACCCUUUGCUUUAAGGCUAGGCCGCUGCCAGAUUUUUAUAGAGAGAGAGCAAAAAAAAAUCCAAUUGAAAAGGUUCCAUUGACGCAUUCUCAGUCACCUAACCUUGCAAGGACACCCUCUCCUAGCAUCAUACAGAGAACCUCUCAACCAUCUCUGAGUUAUUCAUUCAAGAAUGGUGGCCCUAAGCAUGGAAUGGGAAAGAACGGUGGCAAUUUGCGUUCUUUAACUUCACGACUCAGAUCAAUCACUCGUGAGAAUACUUCUCCAAAUAUUCAGUAUGAACAACAUAAAGUGCCGAAGAAAGUUUAGAUUUAGAGAAAAAUUAGUUGUAGGUUUUGGAUUAUGGAAAAGUGAAUGGUGUGUAUCAUUCACUAUGAACGAUAGCAAAUUCCUUCAUCUUUGCGGAGGAACUCUUCUUUUAAUCAUUUAUUUAAAAUGUAGGAAAUUGUAAAGAUAAUUGUACCCCAGAUGUUAACUGGAUAAGAUUUUAGGCCACGCAGAACCUAAGAAAGUAAGCUACCAUUUGUACUUGUAGAAAGAUAAUCCCUCUGUGAAUCUAAAGCCAGCAUUUCUUGAA
Molecule: messenger RNA, 2141 nt
Organism: Jatropha curcas
Lineage: Eukaryota; Viridiplantae; Streptophyta; Magnoliopsida; Malpighiales; Euphorbiaceae
Product: TPX2 (targeting protein for Xklp2) protein family
Source: RefSeq, a predicted model, not a curated record